GCUCGUGGGAUAUAAAAUCGCAAAAGAUUUUCUCUAAAUAUAUUUUUGUUUUGUCUUCUCUUCAUUUAUUUUCAAGUGAAUCAAUACGAAAUGGGUAAUAGCCCUCCUCCUAGAGCUGUGCCUGCAGGCCGUGACAUUAGAAUUGUGAUGAUUGGAAAAACUGGAGCUGGUAAAAGUGCUACUGGAAACACCAUUCUGGGCGAAAACACUUUUACAUCUCUUCCAAUAGGUAGCUCAGUGACUGAGAGUUGUGUUAAAGAAAGAGUUAAUGAUAAUAGAUGGAUAUAUGUGGUGGACACACCAGGACUGUUAGACACUGGGAAGACUCCAGUGUAUAUCGAAAGUGAGAUAGUGAGGUGUCUUCAAGAGUCAGCCCCUGGUCCUCAUGCUUUCUUGCUGGUUGUGGAGGCAACGACAUGGAGAGAGGAGGAUCAGAAUACUGUGGACGAUCUGGAGAGGCUCUUUGGACCAGAGAUCUUCAAGUUCAUGAUUGUGCUCUUUACUCACGGUGAUAAACUUGGGGAUCAAACAAUUGAAACCUUUGUACGUGAUGGUGAUCUGCAAGUUCGAGCAAUUCUAGAACGCUGUUCUGGCAGAUUCCAUGUUUUCGACAAUACAAUAAGUCCAGGCGAUAGAGAUCAAGUUGUUGAUCUGGUCACUAUGAUUGAUAAAAUGGUGGCAGUAGCUGGAGGAGGGUACUUCCAUAGAAAAAUUUGAAUAGAAUGUGCUUGGAACCUCCAACCCUGAAAAGGUACACUUCCAGCUUUUACUUCCUGCUAUGGGUACCAGUCCAACCAUUAUGCCAAAAUGGACUUGAAUUUAGUCAUUCUAUUUCUAUGGGUAUUUCACAAAAACAAGAUACACAACUAAUAAUAUUCAAAGUAUUCAAAGUAUGUUAUGAAUAAACAUAUAGAAUUAGAGCAUAAGUACAAAAUGUAUAACAAAAAGUGGUUUUGCAUAAUACAUGUUGAUCUAUUGUAAGAAAUCUUACUUGUAAUAGAAUUGUAAUGCAAUUUUAGAAAUUGAUAGUGAACAUUGUAAAUUCUGAUGAAAAACAAUAAAGCUUGACAAUCACUAUUA
This is a messenger RNA of Salvelinus sp. IW2-2015, 1080 nucleotides long. RefSeq names its product GTPase IMAP family member 9-like. The record is from RefSeq and is a predicted model, not a curated record. Gene Ontology annotation, molecular function: GTP binding. NCBI's taxonomy places the organism in Eukaryota, Metazoa, Chordata, Actinopteri, Salmoniformes, Salmonidae.